UAUGUGCUGUCUCUACUUCCCCCUCUGCGUUCGCAGCUCAGCACUGCUCCAGCUGCAGGCAAAGAUGAAGCCAUGGAGGUGACACUUGUCAGCCCCUCGGUCCCCUUAGUGCUCCUGGCGCUGAUCAGUUUCUUGGCAGGUGUCAGAACUAGCCAAGAACUGACUCCCCCCCGCCGGGUGAAUGGGAUUCUGGGAGGAUCCGUCCUGCUGUCUGUGGCUCCACCCCACAAGGGGAAUAUGAAAAGCAGUGAAUGGUACUUUCGUAUUAGUAAAGAGAAGAUUCAGCUGGCUGAGUUCAUUGGCAGUAAAUUUGAGCGACUCAAUCCCAGCGACAGAUUUCAGCAGAGGCUGGAAAUGCACAACGAGACCUCGCUGAGGAUCAAGGCCCUGGAGCUGGGCGACAGCGGAGUUUAUGAGGCCCGGAUUAAGACAGAACCAGCAAAUGUGGAGGAUUGGACCCUUCUCCUCACGGUCUAUGAGCCCGUGCCGGUGCCGGAGAUAAGGAGCCACUCGCUCUCCAGCACGGCAGCUGGGUGCAACGUCACCCUGGAGUGCCUGGUGCCUGUCAGGGAAGGGGUUAACAUCUCCUGGACCAGAGGGAGCCCACUGCGAGACCUGGGCGAUCUGGAGCGGUACCAGCUCAGCCCUGAUGGCAGGAGCCUCCAGCUGUCCCUGCAGCCCAACCCCCCGGCCUCCAACUUCACCUGCACGGCCAGCAACCCUGCGGACCAGAAGAGCAUCUCUCCCGCCCUGCCGAGCAUCUGCCAAAGCAAAGACACAGACACGGACUUACUCAAAUGGAUGUUGCCUGUUUGCAUUGGGUUGAUUGUUGUCACGGCAGCAUGUGUUGGGACGUGGCUAUUGAAGAAAAGGAGGGAAAAGCCAGUCAGCCGAGAUGCUGUUCCGGAAUGCCAUUAUGCUGAGAUCAAGAGGAGAAGCCCUCCGGAGGGGAACGAGCCGGACCCUAGCUGCCCGCAUGAGGCACCACCUGUCACCACUAUCUACGAUCAGAUCCGAAUGGUCCCAGCUGAAACCUAUGAGCAGAUCACUUAAGCCAGUGAUAGCCAGGUGGCGUGUUUAAUGAGGGAGAUGGGAGAGGGGUGUCGUUGCUGUAGAAGACCAGGAGUGAUCUAGCCUACUGGUCGUGACUGAGGACAAUAGCGCAGUGUCCCCCCUUGUGGGGGGAGCACCCUGCCCCAGGCCAGUGCCGCCGAGCGGGGAGAUCGGUGAGAGCCACCCAGCUGUGCAGCCUGAAAACCCCCGCUCGGGAGGAGCCAGACGCGGGUCUCCAGGCAUCGGGAACAGCGA
This is a messenger RNA of Pelodiscus sinensis (Chinese soft-shelled turtle), 1308 nucleotides long. The record is from RefSeq and is a predicted model, not a curated record. NCBI's taxonomy places the organism in Eukaryota, Metazoa, Chordata, Testudines, Trionychidae.